This is a messenger RNA of Zingiber officinale, 567 nucleotides long. RefSeq lists its product as uncharacterized. The coding region runs from base 1 to 567 and encodes 188 amino acids. The transcript is spliced from 2 exons. The record is from RefSeq and is a predicted model, not a curated record. NCBI's taxonomy places the organism in Eukaryota, Viridiplantae, Streptophyta, Magnoliopsida, Zingiberales, Zingiberaceae.
AUGGCGGAGACGAAGAUGACGUUGAAGCUCCUCGUCGACAAAUCUUCCGACCAAGUGCUAUUCGCAGAAGCAGGAAAGGACGUUGUCGAUUUCUUGCUCGGCCUGCUAAAUCUACCGCUAUCCGCCGUCAUAAAGCUCGUAACCGAGCAGGACACCAUGGUCGGCUCCAUCGCCAACCUGUACCAGACCGUACACACUUUAGAAGAGUCCUACUACCAAUCUUCUCAUUCAAAAUCCGCCAUCCUAAAAGUAGCAAACUCCCAUCCUCCCUCCAUCUCUUCCAAAGGCCUUCUUCUCAUCGGAAACUCGGCAGUUGGCACCGAGGGCUACGUGAAGGGCGUGGUGACGUACACGAUCACGGACGACCUCAUUGUGACGCCCAUGUCUUCCAUAUCUAGCAUUACGAUACUCAACAGGUUGCACGUCAAGAAUCUUGCUGCUCUGCAAGAGCAAACUGUGACGCUCGGUCUUGAACAGGGCCUUAAGCUGCUGAAGGCGUCUCUCCAGUCAAAGACUGUGCUGACGGACGUGUUCUUGAGCCAGCAAGAAGUAGCAAGAUGCUCAUGA